AUUAGUAUCGCCGGUGCAAUGCGUAUCGUUGAUUUCUUUUUUUUAUAUUAUUUUUCGCAAAAAAAACGUAAUUUAAAAACUGGGCUCACUUAAAUCUACUGAUUCGUUUCAGAAAGGAUUUAUUACCAAUCAAGAUAAUCAUAAACGUGAUGGCUCCAGGUGCAUUGGAACAGAAACAAAUGAUUUACUCGUCGACUAAAUCGCAGUUAAGUUUGACGUUAAAUAAAAACGAUGUUCACGGAAUUCAACUUCCGAAGAUGCUGUCAUCACUCAUCAAGUAAUCUUAUGAUUAUACACAAAUCGAUUAUUUUCCCUUGAUAAAAACUCACUGGGAUAUCAAGAGUGACAACUACAUCUUUAAGAAAAAUUUCAACGAUCUGAAUCUGAUGCAGGAAGCUAUGCUGCUAGAAAAUGUAAUAAACAUUUUUUUGUUGGUGGAGAGUCUGAAUUUGGAAAAUCCUGAUUAUGUGAUCAAAAAUAGCCUGAACAAUAUCAAGCACGUAAUACACAUAUUUAGGCGUCAAGAGAAGAGGACGACUAGAGAAUCAAAAUUUAUUACUGGUUUACUUGAACAAUUAUUUGUACACAGUGAAAAUAUGUGUAUGGAUGUAAUCGAGUGUGGUGGUCUAGAGAUAAUUCUCGAAGAAUGCCGUAGCCGAGAUACCACGACUCUGCAAAAUUGUGCACGUGCACUGGCAAACUUAUCGCUGUUUGGCGGUGCCAAGAUUCACAAGUUGAUGAUCCAUCAUCACGCACAUACCUGGCUGUUUACGUUGGCGUUCAACGCGGACGAUAACGUCAAGUAUUAUGCUCUACUGACUGCGGCUGUUUUAGCAACUGACAAGGAUAUUAAAGCGGCUAUGGACAACUGUGAUACCCUGAAUUUAAUCGAUCCUUUCAUCGCCACACAUUUUACGGCGGAUUUCGACAGAAUUGAUAGGAUGAUUGGCCGAUGCCAAGGUGAAGACUGUCGUUGGCUGCAACGGCUCGUCCCAGUUUUGAGCUGCGACCGUCGUGAGGCACACACUUUGGCAGCGUUCCAUUUCAGCAUAAAAGCGGGUUCCCAAAGUCAGAGUCUCCGUAGCAGAACCGCUGAAACUUUCAGGACAAUCGGCGCCAUUGUACCACUGAAAAAUUUGGCGGGUUCCCUCAAUAAUGUCACUUCUGAGUUAGCGGCAAAAGCGUUGUGGUGGAUCGGUGAACAAGUGCCGCGAUCACUCAGCCAGGAAGUACCACGGUGGACAGUCAAUGAUGUCCUCCAGUGGGCCAAGAGUGUUGGAUUUGAAGAAUGUGCAGAAAGCUUAGCGGAAAACCAGAUAAAUGGCGAUUUAUUGUUGAAGUUGACCGAGAAAUGCUUGAAAAUAAAUAUCGGAUUGUACAACGGAAUUAUGCGAAAAAGAUUUACGAGGGAAUUACACAAAUUAAAACAAUUAGCUGAUUAUAGCUGUAAAGACCCGACCAAUUUAAACUCGUUUUUGCAAUCAAUUGGGCCAGAAUUUUCCGUCUAUACGUAUUCUAUGUUGAAUGCUGGAAUUGACCAUGAUUCUAUUAGUUCUUUAACGGAUGAUCGCCUCGCAUACGAAUGUGGAAUCGAAAACAGCAUUCAUCGUAGCAUUAUACUAAACUCUAUAAAAGGUGAACGUUGACAAAUUGACCGCAUAAUUAAUAAAUCUUAAAUUUACUUUAGGUAAGUGAAAAUAAUAACCAAUAUUUCUUCAUAAUGUAAAAUGUAAAAAUGUAUGCUUUAUGAUACAUACACAUUUUCUCGAAUCUUGAUUGAUUUAAAAUAUUAUAACAAAUAUAGUAUGUAAAAUAUAUUAUGCUAAGUUACAAAUAAUUAUGUAAAUCCACAA
Messenger RNA from Rhopalosiphum maidis (corn leaf aphid), 1853 nucleotides. Its product is annotated as sterile alpha and TIR motif-containing protein 1-like. Gene Ontology annotation, molecular function: signaling adaptor activity; protein binding; NAD+ nucleosidase activity. Bases 387 to 1646 code for a protein of 419 amino acids. Gene Ontology annotation, biological process: response to axon injury; negative regulation of MyD88-independent toll-like receptor signaling pathway. Lineage: Eukaryota; Metazoa; Arthropoda; Insecta; Hemiptera; Aphididae. The transcript is spliced from 6 exons. Gene Ontology annotation, cellular component: dendrite. The record is from RefSeq and is a predicted model, not a curated record.